AUGUUAAGAAUGUUGAAAAUAUCGUGGUUGGUGCUAUCGUUGACGGCUAUAGUUCGUGCUACCAGCGUACUGGGGCCAGAUGGAUAUGAAGAUGAAAAGCCGAGUGAACCUUCAAACAUAGGAGAACCCAUGUGUAUAGCUGGAGGUGAGUGGCCAAAUUGUGCAUCACCGACAACUCCAGCGCCAAUAGCUUUAACUACAAAGCCAAUCUGUUCCAACGGUGGAACGGGUCCUAAUUGUGAACUUCCAACACAACCUCCCCCUCCACCUCCUCCUCAAAUCAGCUGCGCAAAUGGAGCUACGGCUCCAUUCUGCUGUGAUAAUGGCGGAAUAGGACCAGAAUGUGAGAUGCCUGGACCACUAAGGCCACCAUCAAUAAGCUGUGCCAACGGUGGUAUACCACCGUUUUGCUGUGAAAAUGGUAGGGUAGGACCAGAGUGUGAGAUUGUCAUUCCAAUUGGAUGUGAGAAUGGAGGUGUACCACCGUACUGUUGCACCAACGGUGGCUUUGGACCGAAUUGUGAUAUCAAAAGACCUACUGCACCUUCCCCACCUCCAGCGUAUACCCCUCAACCUCAACCUCCGCAAGCAUGUUCCAACGGCGGAGUUCCACCAUUUUGUGUAGUUCAACGCCCUCCAUUCUGUAUCAACGGGGGAUUUCCACCGUACUGCUGCACCAACGGUGGUAGUGGACCAGGUUGCGUCAUUCAAAGCCCUCCACCAGCUCCCGCAUGUCCAUAUGGUGGAGUUCCACCGUAUUGCUGCACUAAUGGAGGUCAAGGACCUCACUGUCUUGUUGUGCAACCGGCCAUCGAAUUUGGUCCAGCUGUUGAAAUCGUGUAUCAUCCACCUAGUUAUGCAACAAAUUCCAUAGACAGUAGCUUAUUCUAUCCAGCUCCAGAUCCGUGUCCUUACGGAGGUCUUCCACCGUUUUGCUGUGCAAACGGCGGAGUUGGUCCGUACUGUCAAGUUCCAGUGCAACAAAGUGGAUGUUCUAAUGGAGGACAACUUCCGUAUUGCUGUACCAACGGUGGAAACGGUCCAGAUUGUAUCAUUCUUCAAUCCCAGGAACCAUCUUAUGGAUGUUCAAAUGGAGGACAACUUCCGUAUUGUUGUACCAAUGGUGGAAACGGUCCAGAUUGUAUUAUACCACAAUCCCAGGUACCGUCAUCCGGAUGUUCUAAUGGAGGGCAACUUCCAUACUGCUGUACCAAUGGAGGAGAUGGUCCAGAUUGUGCCAUCCCUCAGUCCCAAAUACCCUCCUGUUCUAACGGGGGCGAGCAACCACACUGCUGCACCAAUGGAGGUCUAGGACCGAACUGUGAAGUUCCAACCACACCGAAACCUACCAUCACAACACGCAGAACCACAACAACAACCAGGCGAACAACUACUCGUCCACAGACUACGACAACUCGUCGAGCAACAACAACAACACGACGAACUACUACCACUACCAGAAGGCCUACGACAACUACGCGUAGAACGACGACCACUACACGCCGACCAACGACCACCACGCGUAGAACAACCACUACAACUCGCCGUCCCACUACCACCACUCGUAGAACAACAACCACCACGCGAAGACCCACGACUACAACUAGGCGUCCGACUACAACCACUCGUCGUCCCUCGGUAUGCCCCUUCGGAGGAAGUCCACCGUUCUGUUGCACCAACGGAGGUCUCGGUCCUACAUGCUACGUACCGACUGUCAAACCACCAACCACUACAAGCCGUCGAACCACAACAACCACACGUAGAACUACCCCCACCACCAGAAGAACCACAACAACCACUAGAAGACCUUUCGUAACAUCAACCACCUACAAGCCAACCUGUCCAACCGGAGGAGUUCCACCAUAUUGCUGCACCAACGGAGGUCAAGAUCCGAACUGCGUCGUACCUACCCGGCCUCCCAAGCCAACCUGUCCAGCCGGAGGAGUUCCACCGUAUUGCUGCACCAACGGAGGUCAGGGUCCUAACUGCGUCGUACCCACCCGGCCUCCCAAGCCAACCUGUCCAGCCGGGGGAAAUCCUCCAGACUGCUGCACCAACGGGGGUCAGGGCCCUAACUGCGUCGUACCCACCCGACCUACCCCGCCUCCGGUAACUCGACCACCACCAUCAACAACAUCCGAACUAAGCUAUCUACCACCGGACAGCAGCAACCCAGUACCCAGCGGUUACAAGUACGACGUUGGUGAUCCUCCAUUUGCUAUCUAA
This is a messenger RNA of Ochlerotatus camptorhynchus, 2226 nucleotides long. RefSeq lists its product as uncharacterized. The record is from RefSeq and is a predicted model, not a curated record. The coding region runs from base 1 to 2226 and encodes 741 amino acids. NCBI's taxonomy places the organism in Eukaryota, Metazoa, Arthropoda, Insecta, Diptera, Culicidae. The transcript is spliced from 2 exons.